UCAUUGUUAUUGUACUACUAAACCCUACAGCAAAGUCCUUGUGAACAAAAGGAAACAUCUUCACACUUUAUAAUAUUUUCCCCUUUGUGGUAAUAAUUUUUCAUUUCUUGUUCUUCACACUUUCCAGAAGCAGGGACAAGUCCAGAAGCAAUAUAUAGGCACAAAAAGGGAUCACCGAGUUAAAAAAGAAGAAGCAAAAAUGUGUUUGGAGCUUGUGUAUCACGAGGAGAAGACUGAGCUUGGUCGACAACAAGCACCGGGCGUGUGUCCAUACUGCGGCGGAAAAGUGUCGGCGGUAGAUAUUGAAACGAAGUGGUUGUUCUGUUUCUUACCACUAUGUUUCAAGGUCAAACGCAAGUACUCUUGUUCCUCAUGUGAUCGCCGUCUCGUCUUGUAUUAUUGAAAGAAACAGAGCAGCAGAUGAAGAAAGAAGCAGAGAAGAGUGGAACUGUUGUCUAAUUCACUCCUCUCAAUGUUGAUGUUUUUGCAUAUUUUCCCCUGUACUUUCUGAGUUGCUAUUAACAGCCCUCAUGGUGGUGACAUUGGUUGAAUUCAUUGAGUUUUUGUUCAAUGUAAAUAAUCUCGUUGGUCCUAUUUCUUUUGUUAAGCCAGUGGAAUUCAGUUUUGUUUAAAUAAAUUUCUGUCAUUCUUGAAUGAUAUUACUAUUCU
Brassica oleracea var. oleracea is the source of this 669-nucleotide messenger RNA. RefSeq lists its product as uncharacterized. The record is from RefSeq and is a predicted model, not a curated record. The transcript has a single exon. The coding region runs from base 200 to 403 and encodes 67 amino acids. Lineage: Eukaryota; Viridiplantae; Streptophyta; Magnoliopsida; Brassicales; Brassicaceae.